CGAAUGCGGCCGGGGUCCAUUGCGCCGGCGCGCGGAGCGGUGCAUGUCGGGACGUGUAGUCUCCCCGCCGCCUUGAGGGAGUGACCGUUCCUGUGCAGGGCCCGGCGCAGGAACCUCCGCGGCCUGGAGCUAUGGGACCAAGGCCCCGGGAGGGAAGUCACUUACCAGAGUGCGUGGGUUCUUCAUCCAGAACUCAAGUCUUCUGACUCUUGGGAACAGCAAGACCUGACCUCCCAGUUCCUCUCUCCAUGUGCUUGUCUGAGCAGGCCCACGUCGACCGGGAGUGACUUCGCAAUUGGCCCAGCAUGAACUGGAAGGUCCUUGAACACAUGCCCUUGCUGCUGUAUAUCUUGGCAGCAAAAACCUUAAUUCUCUGCCUGGCAUUUGCUGGAGUCAAAAUCUACCAACGGAAAAGAUUAGAAGCAAAACUGGAAGCUGAAAAAAAGAAGCAGUCAGAGAAGAAAGAUAACUAGAGGGAAAAAUCAAAGGUUGAAUUCUGUGCUGCUCUGAAAAUUUGAGGAUUCAACUACGGUGGCAGGGGUUCCUAGAUCAGCGGUCCCCAAACUUGGCUACGGAUCAGAAUUGUUGAAAGUGCAGAUUUCCAGGCCCCAACCCCCGAGAGAUUCCAUUACGUGGGUGUAGACAUCUGUUCUCUUGAAAAACCAUUAAGGGAUUCUUCUUUCUUUUUUUUCUUUCUUAACAUACGUAGGUGUAUUUUUUAUUUAAAUUUUAGUUAGUUAACAUGCACUGGGGGAUUCUUAACACAGCCCUUCCAGCAACGUGUCGCUCUAGGAGCCACUGGGCCAGCAGUCUCCUAACCCCCCCCCCUCCACCCAGAGAUCCCAUGCUUCCCUAAAUCGGAAUUCCCAUAGAGGAUUUUUAAAAACCUUUUUUAAU
Messenger RNA from Herpailurus yagouaroundi (jaguarundi), 897 nucleotides. It is a transcript of the gene SMIM11, whose product is annotated as small integral membrane protein 11. NCBI's taxonomy places the organism in Eukaryota, Metazoa, Chordata, Mammalia, Carnivora, Felidae. The record is from RefSeq and is a predicted model, not a curated record. Bases 306 to 473 code for a protein of 55 amino acids. The transcript has 5 exons.